Messenger RNA from Paramecium pentaurelia, 4094 nucleotides. Lineage: Eukaryota; Ciliophora; Oligohymenophorea; Peniculida; Parameciidae. The record is from the annotation of a GenBank genome assembly.
AUGGAUGAUGCAUAUUCGCGAUAAGCCUCAACUCCAGCAGAUCGGAAGAGUACGUUAGAAUCAAUGCGAAAUGAAAACAUGAACUUUGUUGAGUAAUCUUAAUUAGAUAGUCUAUAGCUCAAACGAUGUGAUAGUGGAGUAUUACAAAAAUCAGUAGAAAAAUUUAUUAUGGCUAGAUAAGUGAGCGGAUUGGAUAGAUAUUUCUUAGAAAUUGAAUAGUGGCUCGAUGAAGAUAAAACAUUACAUACUAAUACUCCAUUGGUCCUAGAAGCCGAUGAUGGAAUUGGAAAGAAAACGCUCUUGGUAAAAUGGAUGGAAUAUCAUGCCAGAAAUAAAAAAGGAGUAAGAGUAAUGUAAUUAAUAGCGAUAUCCUGAUUUCAUCAUUCCUCAUUUUGCCACUUAGUCAGGAAAAAAUAGCAAUUAUUAUUAUGCAAUAUAUAGAAUCCUUAUAAAAUUAAGAGAAGCUUUGAAUAUUAAAUAAAAAGUGGAGCUCUUGGAAGAGAAAUUGAGACGUUACUUUUAAUAUUGGUUAGAAAUAUGUAGUAGACAAUUAGAACAGCAAAUUAUUAAUGGAGCAGAAAUAAUCUAUGAUAAAGUAUUUCUAUUUAUUUAUCACAUAGGUAAUCCUAGUAUUUGAAGGUAUCGAUAACUUUAGAGAAAUCUUGGAUAUGCAUAGAGAAGCUAACGUUAAUUUUUGGUUGCCUAAAUAUUUUCCAACAAAUAUUAAAGUUAUUGUAACUGCUGAAAGACAAUCAUCUUCAAUGCGAUUACUUAAACCUGAUUGUUAAGUCAUUCCUAUUGUGUCUGAUAAAGCAUAUAUGAAAUAGAUGGUAAAUAAUCAUUUGGGCAAGAAUUUAUUUAUUUAAGUAAAUAUCAAUUAUUCUUAUAUCUUAUAGAAAUUUGAUCAAAUUUUAGAUAUCUUCAUUUAACUUAAUUAUAGAGUUAGAAAUCAACCAUUAUUUGUAAGAUCCUAUUUUUCUGUAUUUGUACCUUAUCCAACAGAUGGAGUAGUUGAAGAACAUGAAAUAGAUAUAUAAUUGAUUGAAAAUAUCCUGGACCCAUUAAAUCUUGAUCACUUUAAGAAAAUGAAAGUUGUUGAAGAUCUAUUUCAAUUUUAAUUAGAAUAUUUCUCUAAAGUAUAAUUGCUUGAUAAAGAUAAAUUUUAAAAUGUACUUCUUGUCUUAGCCUUAACAUAAAAAGGAUUGACAUAUCCAGAAAUAGAAUCUGUUUGUGAUAUCACAUAAUAGGAAUGGAAAAGAUUUCUUGUGUUCUUUAAGGUUUACAUAAUGAAACAUAGAGAUUUAUGGUUAAUACAUAAUGAAAUAUUUAAAAAAGUGGUCAUUAAUCAAUAUUAUUAAGAUGUAAAUAGUAUUUUGGAACUUCAUGAUAAAAUUGCAGCAACUAUUGACAAGAUAACUCCAAACUCAAUUAGAAAAUUAGAAGAAUAAACAUUUUAAUUGUUUAGUGCAAAAAAUUACUUUGCUCUCAAAGAAGUUAUUAGUAUUAUUGAGAAUUUCUUACUUUUGUUUAAUCCCUCUAAUAAAUAUGAUUUGUGUAGAUAUUGGCAAUCCUUAGAGGAGAAUGGAUUUGACCCAGUAUUAGAAUAUAAUAAAGCUGUUGAAGGUUUUCAAAUACACUAUCACCCAAAUGCAGAGGAUAUGUUUAGAAUCAUUAUUUAGAUAUCUAGAUUUUUAAAGGAAUUUGGUGAUUUUGAAACUAAAAAUACACCUGUCUUUAGACAUCCUCCUAUAAUUGGAAUACUUAGUGAUUUAUAUGAUAUUGGAUUAUUGUAUGAAAUAUUAAAAUUGGAUCUCUAUUAUGAUAAAGCACCAGAAUUGAAGUAGUUUGAUCCAGCUAAACAUUUGAAACGUGUAGCUAAACCAUUAACAGCUCCAGUAUUAUCAAAAUAGGAAUCCUUAAAUGUUGAAAUAGCCUAAAAUAGAGCAGAAAUUAGGUCUCAUUAUUUAAAGUAAUUAAGUAAGCCAGUUGAACCAACUGAUAAUGAAGAGGAAUUACCAUAAUCAGUAGAUUAAUUGGCUGAUGAAAUGGAUUAAAAAUUAAGAAAGACUUUGUAAGCUAAAGAAGAUAAUUUAUCAGAAGAUCUACUAUAAUAAAGUGAUAGGGAAUCAACAGAUUAUUAUUAUAAGAGAUGGAUUUGGAUUUAAUUUCCUUGGGCUUGUAUGAGUGUAAGUAAAAAAUGUGAUUAUUCAACUGUUAUUAAGUAAUGUUUUUCAUCAGCUACAGAUUAUAUGAGUGUAGAAGAUGAGAAUGCAUUUACAGAAUCUGCACUUAAAAUAGCAUUAGAAGCAAAAAGAAAGAAAAAGGAAAUGUAUGAAUAAAAAUACCAUGAAGAAGUAAGAUUAUAAAUUAUUCCCUAAAUAUCAGUAUUAUAAUAGAAGAGUAUGGAUGAAGUUUUUAGAAAAUAAAAAAGAGAAUAAUUAGAUUUUAGUUCAUUAUCUAGUGCAAGAUUUGAUAGAUCUACAAUAUCUGUCUUACCUCCAUUAUCAACAAGAAGUUCUUAAGCUAAGAAAACUAGUUCUCCAGAUCCUAUAUAUCCUCAUUUAAUGUUCAUUACAUCUGAUUUUACUGAUUCUAAUCAUUUAAAUGAAGAAUCUAAAUCAAUAAAAUUAACUUAGAGUAGUUUACCUAAUGAUGGUAAAUAAACCAUGCAAUUACUUGAUUAGAUGAAACUUAAAAAAGAAAGAAUUAAAGUAUUUUCAACUUCUUCAGUUCAACAUAAUUCUUAUAAAGUUACUGAAAUAUUCCCAAUUAUUAAAGGAUCUAUUUAAAAUCAUUCCUCUUAAUAAUUGAAUGUUUUAAAUGGUUAAUUGAGGAUGAUGAAAGGUAAAUUGGAUUAAAUUAGUUAUGAGAAUCUAUAAUUGGCUAAGACUUAUAAACUCUUGAAAAUUAUGGAUUUUAAUAAAGGAUAUUUGGUAAGAGAAAUGAAUAGUUUGGAUGGAUUAAAAUAAACACUUGAAGUGUUAAAAAAAUAAACUGAUGUGGCUGAAAAAGAAUUAAAGAGAAGUUAUAAAAUGAAAACAAGAGUCAAAAAGAUACUUAAAAUAUGUAGAGAUAAUAAAUAAUAAAAUGAAGAGUAUAUUAGAAAUUUAAAUUAUUUAACUAGAAAUUUUAUUAAAUUAAUUAAAUUUGAAGAAUAAGAAAUUAAAAAGAGUUAACUGAAUAUAAAAUAUGCAAAAAGAUAAUUUGAAGAAUUUUUAAAAGUCUAUAAAGAAAAAAGAAAUCAUUAAAGAAACUUAAUAAUUUAAAUCAAAGAUAGUUUGCAAUAAAAAAAACUUUUAGAUAAAAUAUUUUAAGAUGGAGAUAAAAGAAUUGCAGAAUAGGCUAAUGCAUCUAUCAAAAAAUUAAGAAAGAAAUUAGCAAAAAAAGAGGAUGAUUCUAAAAAUAAAAAGAAUAAAGAAGCUUAAGAAAAAGAAGAAAAGCAUCUCAGUGAAAAAUUAUAAUAAUUAAAAGCUUCAUAUGAAAAAGUUAAAGGAGGAGUAUUUGAUAUUAUGAAAGAAAAUUAUAAUUAAACUAAUCAGUUCAUAGAUUUUAUGGCUCAAAAAGAUAGAAAAAGUGAAUAUGAAAUUAAAUUAUCUGAAAGAAGGUAGAAAUAUACUGAAAUAAAAGAAUAAGAAAAAAAAUUAAAUGAACAAUUACAUACUUAUUAGAAUGCCUAUUUGUCUCUUAAUAUUCCAUAAUAAUAAGAAACUAAAAUUGAAGGUAAUUAUAUUCACUAUUAAAAUAACCAUAGAUCCUAAUAAUGAUAAGAUAUAAUCAACAAAUUUAUAGAAAUAAGAAUAAUAUUUGAAAAAGUUAAUGCUAUUAUAAGCAAAACUGGCCAGUUCAUUAGAAUAAAUUAAUGAGAAAAGUAAAAUUAAAAAAGAUGAUUCUGUAUUAUAUAUUGUAGAUUAUUAUAGAUAAUUGAAGAAUUAAAGAGGAGAUAAUAAUUAAUAAUUAAAAAUGAAGGGGAAGCAUCAUAUCAAAAUCUUAUAAAGGAUAAAUACGACAUUAAUUCCUUAUUAAAGAAAAGUGCACCCUUUUAUUUUCCUAAAAGAUAUACAGUUCAUAGUAGUAGAUAACCAAGUGAAGAAUGA